GUGCAAUCUCCUACUUCAUCGGACAAGCCCAGCUCGUCAGAAGCAACAACACCCUCCAGUGUUGCGAAGCGUGAUCCGCCACAGCUUGAAGAAGUCCCAGAAACGUCAAGGCCGAUUCCAGCCCCUCGAACAACACUUGUCGAACGGAACUCCGAGACAUCAACCGUGGUGUCUUCAGUGGAUCGAAUUUCUCCUACUGUCGGCCACCAACCAGCGGCAAAGUCCAUGCAAAUAAAAGCACCACGAUCAGUCAUUACGUCGAAUAACACGAUGCAGACAUCAGCGGUUCGUCAAGAGCGCGACAUUGUCAGUGGAGGAUCGUUGUCGUCUGUACGAAGACGUAUGGGGACAAAGGAUACAUUGGCGGAUGUUGAUGCUAGGCUCAGUUCGUCAAUUGCUCGUCUCAGUCGAUCAGUCUAUGGAGAACUGAACGAACAAGAGCAAUCUCCGACAAAGAACAAUCGAUUAUCGAUUCCGGCUAUGCGACGAGAUCGAUGCUCGUCCGAGAAACGAAUCGAUCAAACCGGUAAAGGCAGCAGCAGUGAACUGGAGAGAUGGAAAAAGCGGAGUUCAUGGAAACACACCGUAACAUUCAGGUGA
Haemonchus placei is the source of this 600-nucleotide messenger RNA. Lineage: Eukaryota; Metazoa; Nematoda; Chromadorea; Rhabditida; Trichostrongylidae. The record is from the annotation of a GenBank genome assembly.